ACCACCCUCCUGCAGACUCCAGCCCUGCCCCACGCCACCAUGAGCCACAUCAGCUGCUCCUCAGGCUGCCAGACCACCUGCUGUGUGCCCAGCUCCUGCCAGCCAUCCUCCUGCACAUCCAGCUCCUGCCAGGCACCCUGUGUGCUCGUGAGCUGCGGGCCGGCUGUGUAUGUGCCCGUGAGCUGCAAGCCCGCCGUGUGCGUGGCCCCCUCCUGCCAGUCCUCUGUGUGCCUGCCUGUGAGCUGCAAGCUGGUCAUGUGGGUGGCCCCGUCCUGCCAGUCCUCUGGGUUCUGCCAGCACCCCCGCCCCAGCCUGGUCUGCACACCCCUCUCCUGAGGCACCCCUUCCUGCUUUUGACCACGAGCCUCCUCCCAGCUGCUCCCAGCACAGACGGUUCGCACCUGUGCCCCUCCCGGAGCUGGUCCCCAGCGGGCCUCCAGGUUCUGCAGGUGGCAGAUGAAAAGCAUCAUCAACCAACCCUCCGAAUUCAGGUGGAAUGAGGCAGGAUGAUCUGGAUCCUUCCCUGAACUGGUGCAUCCCCUCGGGAAAGCCCUGGGUCCCGGGGUCCUUCUCUGUCCCCAACAGGAAACCACACCCGACCUGAGCUGAAUAAAUCGUGCUUUCUCCUCA
This is a messenger RNA of Phacochoerus africanus (Common warthog), 630 nucleotides long. Its product is annotated as keratin-associated protein 12-2-like. The record is from RefSeq and is a predicted model, not a curated record. Bases 40 to 336 code for a protein of 98 amino acids. The transcript has a single exon. Lineage: Eukaryota; Metazoa; Chordata; Mammalia; Artiodactyla; Suidae.